Chiloscyllium plagiosum (whitespotted bambooshark) is the source of this 3646-nucleotide messenger RNA. It is a transcript of the gene lrrc3ca, whose product is annotated as leucine rich repeat containing 3Ca. Gene Ontology annotation, molecular function: protein binding. Lineage: Eukaryota; Metazoa; Chordata; Chondrichthyes; Orectolobiformes; Hemiscylliidae. Gene Ontology annotation, cellular component: plasma membrane. The record is from RefSeq and is a predicted model, not a curated record.
AUAUGAGUGGACUGUCCCAGAUGUUGGUGAUUCCCUGCUGAUGCUGUCUGGUGUAAGCAGGAGGCACACACAUGCAGAGAGAUUCCUAAUCUUCCAGCCUUUGUAGCAGUUUUGUUUGUUGGGGGUGGGGGUGGGGGGGGGGGGGGGGUGAAGAGGGUGAAAUCGGAUUCACACACACACAGAGAGGAGCAGUGACAGACUGCAGGAGGCAAAAAUCAUCCAAGGACAGAGAGAGAGAAAAAACAGGAGACGAGAAGCCAUCCGCACGAAGAACUCCACAGCGUCAAGUGAACCAUUCGAUUGACAAAUCUGCAGCAAACAACACGUAGUUGCUCUUGGUGGAGAUUGUGAGGAAAGCGGAUAAAACAAAGUGAUCGGAGAUACUUGAAGAAGAAGGAACCCAUGAGUCGUAGCAGACUGAAUAAUUGUGUCUGAGGAAGACUCUUGGUGUCAAUGGAAGGAGCCGGAGGGUGAAAGACAAUCUCGCUUCAAGAUUAUACACGUUUGUAAUUUUUUUUCUCUUUAAGGCAAAGAGCCUGUUGCUUUCGGCAUUCGAACGCCUAUUGUUCCAGGUCUAACGAUGCGGUGUUGCGGGUUAGAGAGUUGUGCAUUGUCAGAUUGAAGAGCGUGUUCGCAGAAGGUCCCACAGAGACUGGGCUGUGUUUUCGAAUCGGAGGAUUUCAAGGAAUAUGCUGAUGCCGCAGAAUGGAGCUGAGGAACCGAUUCCUGCGGCACUCUGUCGCCAUGUGGCUGCUUUUGCAAAGCUUUGUUCUGAUGACCUUUUGCUUUAACUCAGCGACAACAUGCCCAAAAGGCUGUUACUGUGCCGAGCCAGAGAAGAGGUUGAUUGUCCGCUGCAGUGACAUGCACCUGAGAGAGGUUCCCAAGGACAUUCCAAAUAAUACUUGGAAGCUCUACCUUGAUUCCAACCAAAUAACGUCUAUUCCACGCGAUGUUUUCAAGGAUCUGCGGGAGCUGGAGGAACUGGAUCUGUCCAAUAAUGCCAUUCAGCACUUGGAGACUGGAGCAUUCCGCGGUCUGAAUGAAAGCCUGAAGAUUCUGAAUCUCUCACACAAUAAACUGGAGACAGUGAACGAGGACGUGUUCAGUAGACUGAAAGCCAGUAUAAAACUUUCAGGCAACCCCUGGUUCUGUGAUUGCAGGCUGCAGGAAAUGAUUAAGACGGUAAACAUUAAAAUCGGGUUGUCCAAUGACAUCAUCUGUGCGACUGCCUACCCCGAGGAGCACGCCAAGAAGUCUUUCCUGGAGGUCGCACACCACGUGAACUUCUGUAACGUUCACAAAAAGACCACCGACGUGGCCAUGCUGAUCACCAUGUUCGGCUGGUUCACCAUGGUCAUCUCCUACCUGGUAUACUACGUGAGACAGAAUCAAGAAGACGCAAGACGGCACCUUGAAUACUUGAAGUCACUGCCUAGCAAGCAGAGGAAAUCAGAGGCCUCCUCCACCAUUAGCACAGUGGUGUAACUCUACGUGUUGAGAAGGGAAAUCUAGGGAUGGGGGUCUGGGAUGAAAAAAAGGAAUGGAACCCACUGGAUCAAGAUCCAUGACACUGUAAAGAUCCAACUGGGACAAGUCAGCAUUUGAAAACCCAGUGGACCACAACUCUGGCCUCCAUCCUCCCUCACAGAAUUCUCAUGCUUAAAAAUGAAAUGGGUUGCCAAAAGUAACUAGUAUUGAGUAUGCUCGUGCUCUGCUCAGUAUUGUACUGAGACUGAGGUCACCGUCUAGUCUACCCACGAAUACGAAAAAUACUGUUGAUGCCUUAUGCUCUUGAAAACUAAGGAAUGAGCCAGUAACAGGAGGAGAAUAAGCCUGUUAUUCAAUGUGUUCUGAAGGACUAUUCUUCCAUUUAGGUCAGCCAAGGUUUAGUUCCUUCUUAGUUUCUGUAUUUUGUUCUCUCUUUCUGUUACUAAGCAUCCAGGUUUUGGAGGUCUGUGUCCAGCUCAUACUAAUGCAACAUGAUUUUGACAGUUUGCAGGCCUUAUAACUGGGAGUGAUACAUAGAGCAGGAAAGUGUUUUCCGGGCAGAAUCAAGGGGACUGAUUUGAAGUUGAGGAUAUUGGUGGCGUAAAUCCUGGAAACCUAUGUUGCAUCAGUCCCGAAAUGGUUCAAAAUAUCCUGUAUUACAACAUGCAGAUUUGGUUGAAUACCGUGGGCCCACAGCCAAAAGUGUAGAGCAUGUAAACUGGCAAAGGUGGUCAGGAGUUGCUCUGUGUAAAGCCUGUAUUCGCCAUCUGUUCAAAGUUGCAAUUCUGUAAUAUGGGGUGGAAGUGCAGGGAAGAAGGUAAUGGGACCUGCCACCCAUCUUUGAACUGGUUUGGGGAUGGUGCAGCACUCGGAGCAGUAUCUCCUCAGGAGCUUGUUUGUAAUUAGUGUUGUGUUCUCUAACUAGGUUUUGGUCCUUAAUGAGCUGUGACGACUGAAUGCUGGUAAGAGUUGAGCUCCUUGUUGUGUUGCAUCUCCUCUCUUGCUUAUGCCCACACUCUCGUAUCCAUUGGCAAUGCUUAAGCGGUUCAGUGGUCACCAAUGGGGCAGUGGUGGUGGUGAACUCUAGUUCAUUAUAAACCCCUGAGAAUGUUAUUUAUAUUUUUCCCAGUUUAUUGUGUCCCUGUCAGAUGGGGACACCUGCCUUUUACUUGAUUAAAAAAAAAAUUUGAAUGACCCUUAUAAAGGAAGUAGAAUCGUGCUCCUGCCCCACAAAUCAACAACAGUGGUUUCUUACCCAGGGGUUAGAGUGCAAGUUGUAUUGUCAGGGGUGGUUUUUGUUGGAAAGCAAUGAAUUGUACAGACCCGCAUUGAUGGGGUUAGCUGCACCUGCAUCCAAUAAGACCAAAUACCCGUGAUUAAGUGAUUGGAUUGAUACUUCAUAACUGCUAGGUAAAAGAAUAAAUAAAGUCUGAACAAUCACAUGUAGUUUGGCCUUUCAGCUUAUGUAACCCAGUGAGACUCAGCUUGCUAGAGUUAUAUUCGGAAUGAAUUAUAAUUUCAAAUCUUUGACCUGGUUUCAAUUUCAAUUUUAUUGCAUUCUUCUUGGGAACCUGGAUUAAGAUUGUCCAGUCAACCCAGGUGCCUCUAUUAGUAAUAAUAUUUCCAACCUCAGUUUACUAUUCAUAAGGGCACAUAAGAAAUUACAGCCAUGAUAACGAUCUGGUUGGGCAGUCUCAGGGUUGAUUGAUGAAUGGAAAAUCCUGUUUAGCAAAGUUGUUGGAAUUUUUUUGAAGAUAUUACUAACAAAAUUGAUAAAGGGAACCGGAACGUCCCUUUCAAGAGGACCAGAAUUCAAGAGCAGGGAUGUACCGCUGAGACUGUAUAAAGCUCUGGUCAGACCAAAUUUGAAAUAUGGUGUGCAAUUUUGGACCCCAUAUCUAAGGAAGAGUAUACUGCAUUUCAGAGGAGGUUUACAAGAAUGAUCCCAGGAUGUAGAGCUUGUCAAAUGAGGAGCGGUUAAAGACUCUGGAUCUGUACUCAGGAGAGUUUAGGAGGGAGAUCUGAUUGAAACUCACAGAGAGGUCUAGAUAGAGUGGACUUAGAAAAGACAUUUCUACUGGUAGGAGAGAAUAGGACUUGAAAGCACAGCCUCACAGUGAAGGGAAGAGCCUUUAGAACUGAGAUGAGGAAGAAU